AUGGAAGGCGGCAUUGUCUUCCUUACAGGCGCUCCAGAAGCAAAUUCUUUGACCUGGGGCGACUCACAGCUCACGCCAUACUUCACUGCGCCCAUCCGAAGAUUUCUAGGCGAUGCCGUGACACAGGACGAGACGACUCAGGUCAGCACAAUACCUGCGUCGCAUCCACUGGCGAAAUGGCGAGGGGUGGACAUCCCGGAACACGAGCGGGCUGGCGAAGGGACGACCAAUCCAAAGACGAGGGGCGAGAGAGCCCAGUUCCUGUCGUUCCAUGAUAGCCUCGACUCAGAACAUGAAGAUUUCUUGGAAUACUCUCUGGCCGUCUUGCAAAACCUCGAGUCUUCCCAAAUCGAAGAUGCAGAUGGCACGUUCCUCGACGAGACGACUGUGUUGCCAUCGACGUCUUUCAGCACCACAGCAUCAACUGAGUACUCACUUACGAGAAGUGAAGCCUCUGUUUCAACAGAACUGCCUUCCCAGCAGGUCGUCACUUUUAAUGGCCUGAUCACAGACCUCAGACGGGUGCCAAACGCCAGACAUCUGCAGUCCAUUCACCCUCAGACCAUGACGAUCAACAUCCUGGCUGGCGUAAUAUCGAUUCAGGCACCUCGUACAGUACGUGUGCGUCGCUCUGGUGCAGAAAUGGAUAUCGUAGAAGUCCUCGUGGGCGACGACACGCGAGCUGGGUUCAGCAUCAGCUUCUGGCUCACACCAGUCGAUAGCCAGCGACCAUUCCAGAGCGUCGCCAAAGACAGUCUACGGGGAAAACUUAGUGAUCUUCGGAUUGGCGAUGUAAUACUGGUCACGCAUAUCGCACUGAGUGCGUUCCGGAACAACGUGUAUGGUCAAAGCCUGAGUCGACGCAUCACGAGGAAUAACACUUCCUUGACUGUUCUUUCGGAUCACGUCGGUGGGCUGUCUGGACCGAACGCGACGAAACUGGAGAAGGUCAGGAAUUGGACGAGGAACUUCGUCGGCAAGGGCCAUCGAGCUGAGGAUUCGCCUGAAAUGCUGCGAAGCUCGACAGCCAAGCGGAGACGAUCAGAGAUGGAGCUGCCACCGGACACUCAAUUUUGA
Molecule: messenger RNA, 1077 nt
Organism: Zasmidium cellare ATCC 36951
Lineage: Eukaryota; Fungi; Ascomycota; Dothideomycetes; Mycosphaerellales; Mycosphaerellaceae
Exons: 1
Coding region: 1-1077 (358 amino acids)
Source: RefSeq, a predicted model, not a curated record